UUAAACUAUCGUCCUUCUCAGUGAUGGCGGCUUCGUUUGGUUCUCUCCCUGCAAGCUGUAAUAACAAAUGGUACUACACCCGACAACAGAUCGACAACAGCCCAUCUCGGCGAGCUGGACUUGAUCCCGACAAGGAACUGUCCUACAGACAACAGGCGGCGAACCUGCUGCAGGACAUGGGCCAGCGGCUCAAUGUGUCCCAACUUACAAUAAACACAGCCAUCGUGUACAUGCAUCGAUUCUACAUGGUCCAGUCGUUCACCAGAUUUCACAGAAAUGUCAUUUCUCCUGCCGCACUUUUCCUUGCUGCAAAGGUGGAGGAGCAGCCCCGAAAGCUGGAACAUGUUAUCAAGGUGGCCCAUGCAUGCCUCAAUCCUCAGGACCCGCCACCAGAUGUACGCAGUGAUGCCUACCUGCAACAAGCCCAAGACCUGGUCAUUCUUGAGAGCAUAAUACUGCAGACCUUGGCUUUUGAAAUCACCAUUGACCAUCCUCAUACUCAUGUUGUCAAGUGCACUCAGCUUGUCAGAGUUGUUCCAGCGAGUAAGGAUCUGGCUCAAACGUCAUACUUUAUGGCGACUAACAGUCUGCACUUGACCACGUUCUGCCUGCAGUACAGUCCGCCGGUCGUGGCCUGCGUGUGCAUCCACCUCGCCUGCAAAUGGUCCAACUGGGAGAUCCCUGUGUCGACCGACGGCAAACACUGGUGGGAGUAUGUUGAUCCCACAGUUACCCUGGAGCUCCUGGAUGAGCUCACACACGAGUUCCUGCAGAUUUUGGAGAAAACACCCAGCCGCUUGAAACGGAUUCGCAACUGGAAGGCCGGAGGUCAGACACCAAAAGCCAAGCCCAAAGUUCAGGAGGAUGGGGACCAGAGGGACACCAUGAUGAGCAUGAUCUCCAUGGCCUCAUCGGAGAGCACCGUGGCAGGCUUGAUGAGCCUCUCGGCCCCACCUUCCGCCUCCUCCUCCGGUGACAAAGACGGGAGUGAACCUGGUAGUGCUCCCACGUGGAGUGGAAAAGGUCAAGCUGGACCUGAACACCCCAACAACGAGGUUCACGCUCCAGCUAAGGUGUCGCUGAGUGAGUACAGGGCCAAGAACGCAGAUGUCCUUGCUGCCCAGAAGAGAAAGCUGGAGAACAUGGAGGCCAGUGUAAAGAGGGACUAUGCUAAUGCCGCCCAGGCUCUCAUUGGUCAGCAGCAGCAGAGGAAAGAGAAGCAGCAUCACCAGCAGUCAAGCUCAUCCUCGUCUGACAUGUCCAACCCGUCGCCCAUCAUUCUGAAAAUCCCCCUGGAGAAGGAGAGGCACGAGAGGAGCUCUCUCAAAAUGCGCUUUCCCCUCGCUGGGGGAGGGGGCGGCGGGCAAAGCGGCGGCGCCCGAGGCCAGGAACAGGACAUCAAAGUUAGAAUACGAGUGCCUGAGAAGCAAAGGGGGAGCUCCGGGGAGGAGGGCAAGAGCAGGGAGAAGCACAGGGAUCGGUCGAACCACCACCAUCACAACCACCACCACCAUUCCUCCUCCACCGGUGCUUCACUCUCCUCUUCACACAAACAUUCAUCUGGUUCUGGUGCGGCUGUCGGCGUCAGCAAAAAAGUCCCCAGCGACUCGUCUAGGACGAGCUCUUCGUCCUCGGUGGCGUCCCGCAAGAGGACGCACUCCCAAGAUCCCACAGCAGGCCCCCACCCUGGCUCCAAAGUCAGCAAGUCCUCUAGGAAUCCCUACCAGCUACCUUCCCUGUCUUCCUCCGCCGGGCAAACUCUGGGGCACGGCUCUGACAUUCUCCCCGCCCUGGGUCUCCCCCACCACCAAGGGAGCUAUCCGCACUCCAAAGGCGACAAGACGGACACCAAUGGGCACGGCGCAGCCGGGGGGGCCCAGUCGAACGAGUACCAGGACACUUUUGAAAUGCUGAACUCGCUCCUGAGCGCACAGGGGGUGCAGCCGUCCCAGCCGUCCAUGUUUAACUACAGGUCCCAAUUUGGGGAAUACCGGUACGGUGGUGGCUCCAGGGGGAGCAACCACAGGCCCCCGCCCCUUCCUUCAGAACCGCCUCCCCCAAUGCCGCCGUUGCCCAAAUAAGUUUCUCAUCAAGAGAUGUGUUGUGAACAUUGUACUUGACAUUACCUACAUCCAUCGUGUUUCAUAAAGUAUUGUAUUUUUACUUUUUAACUCACCUGACAUGUUUUAUAGGUUUCAGUGAGACAGCAGUGAAAUGUACCGGUGUGAUAAAAGAGUAUUCAAUUGUUUUUACACUUUUGGGGCAAUAGUGAGUGGCAUUGAAAGCUUGUAAAAAUGUGAGACGAUGAGUACAGGAAAGUGUAGUUUUUAAUUUUUUGCUCAUCUCUUGAGCUGAGAUGUGUUUUUAUAAUGUUUUUAUAGUAUGUUAUUUAUUAACGGAAUGCUUUUUUUUAAAAAAACAUAGCCCUCUUUUAUACCUUUUUUUUAAGGUUUCCCUUUUUUGUUCUUCAGGGGGAAUGGGGAUUUCUUCAUCGCGACUGUACAGGCUAGUUUGAGAGUGCAUGUCUCCGAAGCCAUCUUUUCAGUUUUAUUUUUGUCUUUUUGUCUUCUUUUUUUUUUUCCCCAAACAGCCAUAACCUAAAAGAAAUGUGAAAACCCUUUUGGUGUUCAUCUAUUUUAUUUCUUUCAUUAUUUGGUAAGCUUGUACAAAGACUGUAAAAUGUUUAAAACAAACAUGAAAUAUAUUUUACAUUUUGUUAUUGAAAAAUUGCAAAAAAAUAUGUAAAUUAAGGACUUGUACAUUUUUGUUGUUUUGUUUUUAGAUUUUGCGUGUUGCAGUCAUUGUUUUAAAUGGUUGUAAAAUAUCCACGUUCAGUUCUCUAAUUAUUACACUAAUGGAUAAAGUUCAUACCAAUGAUAUCCAUCUAUGGCUUUAUCAAGAGUUCAAACACAUAAACACACUAUGGUCACACUGAAGGAAUGCCAACAAAAAAAAUCCCCCCAAAGAAGUAAUUCUUAUAAGUCAAUUCUUUAAUUACCCUUUUGAAGAACACUGUUUUCAUGGCUACAGCUUAAUAGAAGGGAAUGUCCUGCAUUUAUCAUUACACACCAUUCUAAAUGAUUUUGACAGCAGCACCUGCAAACUAACUGCCAGAAAGAAAAUAAUGUUCAUGUUGGCGCUUACCUAAUCUAAAGAAUUUUUAUUCAUGAUGAAUUUGUGUUAAAAUUAUACUGGAUGAGGGGCUACUUGUUGGCCAGAGCAUCGGGUAUCAUCUGUACAUUUAAUUCAUACUAAGCUUUGUGGUUUCGAUUGAUAUAGUAUUACUGCUCUUAACCCGCUUUCUUUUAUCAGUUUGUAAUCAUCCAAAAAAAGUCAGCUUUAUUACAUAUGUUAGACAUACAGGUACAUACAUGAAAAAAUACCUCUGUAUUUAAACCAUCCUAAUCACUUCAGAGCCAGCGGGCUGCUAUAAAUCACCCGGGCAGCAUUUUGGUCUCCCACAACGUCCCUUCAACAGGCAGACACUAGGGGCUGGGGAUCAAACCCCCUACUUUUCGGUUUAGGGAUCUUCUGCCCUCAAAACAUUUUUUUUGACAGUUCACAGCAAUGCAGUACAAAAAUCAUCAGCCAUACAAUUGUAAUAUAUUUGUUCCCAUGAUUAUGUGGAAGAUAUGUUGAAAAGAGUACAGCUCUUUGCUCAGGCAGCAGAUGUUAAGUGGUUGUUAAAGUCUUGGUUGUAACAGGGAAACAGUAAAUGCACUGAAUAUUUAUCUCAGUAGGUUUGCCUACAAUGCAAAUGACAAAGUGUUUCAUGUGUAUUGGUUAGGCUAUUUGAAUAGAUGUCCAUUAAAUUCUCAUUUUUUAAUUAUUUUUUGAUUGAUCAUGACAAUUAGACAAAAAGUAUACACUUAAAAGUCAAAGGAUGGUCAUUUCGAAAUAAACAUACGUGAAAAACAAUGGAACAUACUCAUGCAACCUAACAAUGCAAAAUCCAAUAGCUACAGUAAGUUUUAUGUUUUUCAUGUCUUGGUGUUUUUAAGCGACACUCAAGUCUGGAAAGGAAACGUUUUAGGAUCUUACUUUAUUUUUGCUAUCAGUUGUGUUAUGUGAACACUCUUUUUGAUAAUAUGUGGUUGCUUUAUUCUCAAUUAAAGUCAAUAAAUAUUUUAAGAAAA
Pungitius pungitius (ninespine stickleback) is the source of this 4136-nucleotide messenger RNA. It is a transcript of the gene ccnt1, whose product is annotated as cyclin T1. Gene Ontology annotation, molecular function: cyclin-dependent protein serine/threonine kinase activator activity. NCBI's taxonomy places the organism in Eukaryota, Metazoa, Chordata, Actinopteri, Perciformes, Gasterosteidae. The transcript is spliced from 9 exons. The coding region runs from base 24 to 2081 and encodes 685 amino acids. The record is from RefSeq and is a predicted model, not a curated record. Gene Ontology annotation, biological process: regulation of transcription by RNA polymerase II; positive regulation of DNA-templated transcription, elongation. Gene Ontology annotation, cellular component: nucleus; cyclin/CDK positive transcription elongation factor complex.